Molecule: messenger RNA, 2416 nt
Organism: Microcebus murinus (gray mouse lemur)
Lineage: Eukaryota; Metazoa; Chordata; Mammalia; Primates; Cheirogaleidae
Gene: DHX58
Product: DExH-box helicase 58
Biological process (GO): negative regulation of RIG-I signaling pathway; cytoplasmic pattern recognition receptor signaling pathway; antiviral innate immune response
Cellular component (GO): cytoplasm
Molecular function (GO): zinc ion binding; single-stranded RNA binding; hydrolase activity
Source: RefSeq, a predicted model, not a curated record
UCAGGUUCCGUAGCUGUAACCGUGGAACCACAGUCACUCUUCACUCACUCAUUCAGACAGCCAGAGGUUACACAUUCCUGCCCUGGGAAUUCUCUGCACUCAGGAGGUGAUCAAAGCUCCUCUUCUGUUGUCUGACAGGCCUGACUUGGACGGGUACCAGGACCUUAGCUGGUCUGAUGCCUCUAGACCUGAUUUGACUUGUCCGUCCCUCUGUGUUUGGAAUGGAGCUGCGACCCUAUCAGUGGGAGGUGAUCAUGCCUGCCCUGGAGGGCAAGAAUAUCAUCAUAUGGCUGCCCACGGGCGCUGGGAAGACCCGGGCAGCCGCUUACGUGGCCAAGAGGCAUCUAGAGACUGUGGACGGAGCCAAGGUUGUUGUGUUGGUCAACAGGGUGCACCUGGUGACCCAGCAUGGUGAAGAGUUCAGCCGCAUGCUGGACGGACGCUGGACCAUGACAACCCUCCGAGGAGACAUGGGGCCACGUGCUGGCUUUGGCUACCUGGCCCGGUGCCACGACCUGCUCAUCUGCACAGCUGAGCUGCUGCAGUUGGCACUGACGAGCACUGAGGAGGAGGAGCACGUGGAGCUCACUGCCUUCUCCCUGCUUAUAGUGGAUGAGUGUCACCACACGCACAAGGAUACUGUCUACAAUGUCAUCCUGAGCCGGUACCUAGAGCACAAACUCCAGAAGGCAUGCCCUGUACCCCAGGUGCUGGGUCUCACAGCCUCCCCAGGCACCGGCAGGGCCUCUAAGCUCGAUGGGGCAAUUGACCACAUCCUACAGCUGUGCGCCAACUUGGACACGUGGCGCAUCAUGUCACCCCAGAACUCCCGCCCCCAGCUGCAGGAGCACAACCAGCAGCCCUGCAAACAGUACGACAUCUGCAACGGGCGCAGCCAGGAUCCAUUUGGGGACUUGCUAAAGAAGCUUAUGGGCCAAAUCCAUGACCAGCUGGAGAUGCCUGAGUUGGGCCGGGACUUUGGGACGCAGACUUAUGAGCAGCAAGUGAUGGAGUUGAGUCAGGAUGCCGCUAAGGCGGGGCUGCAGCAGCGGCGCGUGCAUGCACUUCACCUGCGGCGUUACAACGACGCGCUGCUCAUCCACGACACGGUCCGCGCCGUGGACGCCCUGGCCACGCUGCAGGAUUUCUACUACAGGGAGCGCAUCACUAAAACCCAGAUCCUGUGUGCCGAGCGCUGGCUGCUGGCGCUGUUCGAUGACCACAAGAAUGCGCUGGCCUACUUGGCAACUCACGGCCCAGAGAAUCCAAAACUGGAGAUGUUGGAAAAGAUCCUUCGAAAGCAGUUCUCAAGCCCCGACAGCCCCCGGGGCAUCAUUUUCACCCGUACCCGCCAGAGCGCUCGUUCCCUCCUGCUCUGGCUCCAGCAGCAGCCAGGCCUGCAGACCAUGGACAUCAGGGCCCAGCUGCUGAUUGGGGCCGGGAACAGCAGCCAGAGCACCCACAUGACCCAGUGGAACCAGCAAGAAGUGAUCCAGAAGUUCCGGGUUGGCAGCCUGAACCUUCUGGUGGCCACAAGCGUGGCGGAGGAAGGGCUGGACAUCCCCCAGUGCAACGUGGUGGUGCGCUAUGGGCUCCUGACCAAUGAGAUCUCCAUGGUCCAGGCGAGGGGCCGUGCCAGGGCGGAUCAGAGCGUGUACUCCUUUGUAGCGGCUGCGGGCAGUCGGGAGCUGCGGCGGGAGCUGACCAAUGAGGCACUGGAGACGCUGAUGGAGCAGGCAGUGGCUGCUGUGCAGAAGAUGGACAGGGCCGAGUACCAGGCCAAGAUCCGGGAUCUGCAGCAUGCAGCCCUGGUCAAGCGGGCAGCCCAGGCGGCCCAGCGGGAGAGUCGGCGACAGCAGUUCCCAGCAGAGGAUGUGCAGCUACUCUGCAUCAACUGCAUGGUAGCCCUGGGCCACGGGAGUGACCUGAAGAAGGUGGAGGGUGCCCACCACGUCAAUGUGAACCCCAACUUCUCGAUCUACUACACUGUCUCCCAGGAGCCUGUGGUCAUCAACAGAGUCUUCAAGGACUGGAAGCCUGGGGGUGCCAUUCGCUGCAGGAAUUGUGGGGAGGGCUGGGGUAUGCAGAUAAUCUACAAGUCUGUGAAGCUGCCGGCACUCAAAGUCCGCAGCAUGCUGCUGCAGACCCCUCAAGGGCGGAUCCAGGCCAAAAAGUGGUCCUGCGUGCCCUUCCUUGUGCCUGACUUCGACUUCCUGCAGCACUGUGCCCAGAGCCUGUCGGACCUCUCCCUGGACUGACCACCUUGUCGCUGCAGUGCCCCGCUCAGACUGCAGGGGGCAGGGUAGUCCACAGCAGCCAUCACCUUCCCCUGGACAAAGCCUGGGUCCGGGCCCCUCCUUCCUGAGUCACCAGCUCUGGGCACCGAGCUGACCAGCCUCAGAGGAGCCCCUGGUGC